Prosopis cineraria is the source of this 1632-nucleotide messenger RNA. RefSeq lists its product as uncharacterized. Lineage: Eukaryota; Viridiplantae; Streptophyta; Magnoliopsida; Fabales; Fabaceae. The transcript is spliced from 6 exons. The record is from RefSeq and is a predicted model, not a curated record. Bases 1 to 1632 code for a protein of 543 amino acids.
AUGUGUGACAUGCGUGUACAACUUAAAGAGCAUGAUCAGAAGAUGAAGGAUAAUCAAAUUAAGUUGAUAAAAGUCACUAAAGAGAGGGACGCUCUCAAUAAUGAAGUACAAGGCCUUCAUCUUUUAAAGAGUUUAUCACAAAGGGUGGAGAUGGUUACUAAGCAGUUGGAGGCAAAGGUGAAUGAAUUAGCAAUAGUUAAAAGAGAGAGAGACUUGAAUCGUACUAGCCCUAAGGAUGACUUUCCCUUACCGCAUAUUAAUGUGCUUAUGGAUAAUAUAGCACGUAGUUAUAGAUAUUCCUUCAUGGAUGGUUAUUCAAGAUACAACCAGAUUCCUAUACACGUGGAGGACAAACAUAAAAAUACUUUCAUUACACCUUGGGGUACCUUUUACUAUAAGGUGAUGCCCUUUAGAUUAAAGAAUGCAGGUGCAACUCAUCAACGAGCUAUGGUAGCACUGUUUCAUGAUAUGAUGCAUAAGGAGAUUGAGGUGUAUGUGGAUGACAUGGUAGCUAAAGCCUUAUCGGGAAAAUUGUUAGGUUUUAUUGUCAGUAAGAAGGGCAUAGAGGUAGAUCCUAACAAGGUCAAAGCAAUUCACGACAUGAGGCCACCACAAAUAGAGAAAGAGAAAAGUCAUACUGACAAGUGGGAUGAACAUUGUCAGCAAGCUUUUGACAAGAUUAAGGACUACUUAUUGAACCCUCCACUAUUAGUACCUCCAACACCUGGUCGGCCUUUAAUUUUUUACUUAACCAUAAGACCUCCAUCCGUGGGUGCAAUGCUGGGGCAACUUGAUGAAGCUAGCAAAAAGGAAAAAUCAUUGACAGGGACUAGUUCUACUAAGCAACUUAGGUUCCUAUCAGUUGUGCAAGCUGAGAAGCUAAUCAAGCAAGGGUGCGAUGCCUAUAUAGUAGUUUGUGCUGCCAGUAGUGUGUAUAAUGAUGGUAUUGAGAAGAUUGGAGUGGCAACAGUAAAGAAUAAGUACCCUUUACCUAAGAUCGAUGAUCUGCUAGAUCAAUUCGCUGGAGUCUCAGUCUUUUUCAAGAUUGACUUGAGGUUAAGAUAUCAUCAGCUCAAGGUUUCUGAAAAAGAUAUACCUAAGACAGCCUUUCAUAUGCAUUAUGGGCAUUAUGAGUUCCUUGUCAUGCCAUUUGGCCUGACCAAUGCACCUGCAGUUUUCAUGGAUUACAUGAAUUGUAUCUUUAGACCAUACUUAGACCAGUUUGUUGUGGUUUUCAUCGAUAACAUUCUGGAUGCACUAUUGAAAGCUUUAGUUGGUGCUUAUACUACUAUGAUUAAUAGUGAUUUUUGGAAGGAAUUAAGAAUGGCGCAAUUGGAAGAUGAGUAUCUUCUUAAGAUUCGAGAAGAGGUUGAGUUGAAUGUAGCUACAAAUUUUAGCUUCAAUGAUGAUGGAUUCAAUGUUUAUCGGGAUAGAAUUUGUGUGCCUAAUGAUGAAGAUUUGAGAAGGGUGAUUCUGAAUGAAGCACAUUACAGCAAGUACACUAUUCACCCAGGAGCUAUAAAGAUGUAUCAGGACAUUAAGUGUUAUUGGUGGUGGCUAGGAAUGAAAAGAGAGGUGAUAGAGUUUGUAGCUCGGUGUUUGACUUGUUAUAAAGUGAAAAUUGAACAUUAG